This is a messenger RNA of Chaetomium globosum CBS 148.51, 966 nucleotides long. RefSeq lists its product as uncharacterized. The record is from RefSeq and is a predicted model, not a curated record. The coding region runs from base 1 to 966 and encodes 321 amino acids. Lineage: Eukaryota; Fungi; Ascomycota; Sordariomycetes; Sordariales; Chaetomiaceae. The transcript has 4 exons.
AUGGAAACUAUCUUUUGCGAGUGUAAAAAAUGUGAUGCCGCAAUCGGUCGAUUCGCCAACCUCUGGACGCAGAUUGGUAAAAGCUAUUUCAGCCCUGUGAUAGAGCCGGAAGACGACCUUGCCGUGCAGUAUCUGGACACCGUCCGGAUUGGAGAGCAGGACACAUUGGUAGCCGAAUGCCAUUUGCAAGAUAUGCUCUGCAGCGGCUGCGCCGCCCUUCUCGGCCUCAGAUGCGUUCAAACACCCGUCAAUCAUGUGUUGGAUCGAAACCAGAUCCUACUCCGACUAGCCUCUGUAGAGCUGCUCAAUGGCGACGGCCAAGAGAUCGAGUUUGCUAUCAAGCGGGUUUUGGCCGUCAAUGAGCCUGCAAAAGAGAACAAGUCAAAAGCCCCAGAGUCACCCCGAGGAGGCUUUACUUCCGCUUUUUCCGGUAUCGCUGAGUUACAGCAACUGCAGCUUGAUCUCCAUAACCAAAGAGAAGACAUCAAGAGAAUCGACACCAAUGGCUUCAGGAUAGUCACGGCCCUGGACAAGCGGGCAAACCGCAUGCAAGGCGAGGUCGCGAAAUUGAGAGGCACUGUACCCAACCUUCAGCGUGCUAUUGAGUCGAUCCGGCAAGAGUUGGGGACUGUUCUGGUCGAUAUCAGCAAGGCACAGGCAACAGACCAAAAUCCUACAGCUCUUCUUGCCUUCGAAGAUCGGCUUGUUCGAGUGACUACUUCUGUCGGUGAAGUCGGGGAACAGGUUGCCACAUCCAAUGCUCGGUUCGAUAAAGAAAUCGGCGAACUGAAGUGGAACCUCGGUCAACAAGAACAAGAGUUGGAAAAUUUGAGGGGUACAAUCAGGGGCUACGCCGAAGACAUGGCAAGCCUUCGUGCGGAGGUGGCACAUAUGGGGCGGCAAGGUCGAACGGUCAGAGACGGGCAAACGGGUGUCCGAAGACAGCCGAUCCACUCGUAUUAUUGA